AUGACAUUGGAGAAGGCUGAUAUUGGGUCAGAUAUGUCGAACGCAUGUGGUAUCCUGUGCCUCGGUCCUCUGACGUUCCAUCAAAGCGCCGUUGGAGACAAGGUCCACCUUAGUCAGGGGUAUCGGCAUGCAAAGAGGGAUAAAAACACCUUCAAAAAUGGCUUGGUGUUCAGCAGUCGCCCCGUGAGGGCCCAGGAGCGGAUUCGACUUCGGAUUGAAGCCGAAGCCCCCAAAUGGAACGGAGCAAUGCGAGUGGGCUUCACCAAUGUUUCUCCCGAUUCCCGUUCUCUGCCCCUGCCAGAUUUCGCUAUCCCAAACCUCACCAACACCUCUGGACACUGGGCUGCUCGUGUUUCUGAGGCCCUCUGCAAGACAGGAUCUGAGCUGAUAUUCUGGGUGUCGAGAUCAGGCAGUAUUUAUGUCGCGGACCAGUAUGGCUGCAAGAAAAAGCUCUUAAAAGGAGUGAUCCUCAAAAAGCCUCUGUGGGCCAUGAUUGAUAUUUAUGGAAAGACAUGCUCCAUUCUCCUUUUGGGUUCUAAGAAGCGCGGAUUUUUAUCAACCAGGAGGUCAUGUGAGACUUCCCCCAUGCUUUAUGCUGACACAGAUUCCGUAAUAUCUCCCCUUCUCAACCCGACAAAAGAUGGAGAAGAAAGGACGACCUGUGUGGCGUGUAUGAACCGGCAAGCCAACGUCUUUCUGCCUUGUGGCCACCGCUGUUUGUGUCAAAAGUGUUUGGUCCGUGUCAUUGAGAACUUUGAUACUUGCCCCUUGUGCAGAUGCAGCAUUACGGGGCAAUCGACGGGAUGGAGAUUGAUUCUUGACCACUGA
Nerophis lumbriciformis (worm pipefish) is the source of this 828-nucleotide messenger RNA. Lineage: Eukaryota; Metazoa; Chordata; Actinopteri; Syngnathiformes; Syngnathidae. The record is from RefSeq and is a predicted model, not a curated record.